Molecule: messenger RNA, 1580 nt
Organism: Phlebotomus papatasi
Lineage: Eukaryota; Metazoa; Arthropoda; Insecta; Diptera; Psychodidae
Exons: 3
Coding region: 130-1461 (443 amino acids)
Biological process (GO): cell surface receptor signaling pathway; G protein-coupled receptor signaling pathway
Cellular component (GO): membrane
Molecular function (GO): G protein-coupled receptor activity
Source: RefSeq, a predicted model, not a curated record
UUGCGCAGUGCAGAAUUUUCCCAAGUGCAGCAUCUCUCAUCUCUUUGUUAUUGUCCUGUCAAUUAUGUCCGUUCUUCUAUUCACUGGGCAAUCAGUGUGCUCCUGAAUCCAGCACCUCACAGUAAAACCAUGCAGCUUGUGUGGAAGCUAUCGUGUCUUCUUGCGCUUUUUGUACUCUUUUUCACAUCCUGCUUAUCCGAGGUGAACAUAUCAAAGAAUGACGACUUAGUCUACUAUGACUAUUCCGAUGGGAGCGAUGGUGGUGGCAGUGUUGAUACAGUUGAACAGGAGAUGAAUGAAGCUAUCGAUAGGGACUUCCAGGAACACAAUGCCAUUGACAAUAUCAUGUACAUCUACGGGGGUGAACGGAAGACGAUGUCUGGAAAGAAUAUCCUGAGUGUUGGAAGUACAGUUGCCCUUUUGGCCCAGACCAUCACAAUAAUUCUUAUUUAUGUAAGAAAUAGAAAACUCCCUCGUCGCAAUGUCUUCUAUCCGAUUGUGAUAAACUUUUUGUGUGUGGGCUUUAGUGCAAACUUUGUCUUCAUCGUGGGCGUUCAGGCAUCAUCAGGGAGUGCAUUUAGUUGCGAGAUAAUCGCUCUGAUCAUUCACUUCUUGCAUCUGAGUGUGGCACUGUGGGGUCUCAUCUACAUCCAGACCAUCUAUGUGUUUAUGGAAACAGACACGGGUCCCAAUAUGCGCCAAACAUACCUCACAGCCUAUGGUCUUCCGAUUUUCUACAUCACUUUCUCCUACAUCCUUACGGGUAAUGGCUAUGAGACACGACACUUCUGUUGGCUCUCUGUGCACCGUGGCAUGAUUGUCAAUUACCUAAUACCCAUCUUCCUGCUCAUUCUCACCACCACCAUCCUGGCCACUGUGACACUGCGCAAUCUACGCCGGAAGCAGCAGGAGGGCUUUGUGGAGAAUUUUGGUGGAGUGGUGCUGGAAGGACUAUCCCAGAGCACAAUAGAGUGUCGUAGGGAUCAGUAUGACAGUAAAUUUGAACUUGAAUCCCUCUCACUGGCAGAUCUGUCCAUUCAGAGUUCUCUUGAAGUUGAGGACUACAUUGGCUUCCGCAGUGCUGUCCGUCUAUCCCUGAUCUUUGAGCCACUUUUCUCCAUUUGCUGGUUCCUGGGUGUAGUUGCUCUUGAAAAUCGUGACACCUGGAUAAUGCCCAUUGUCUAUGUAACUACCUUCAAUAUUCUCAACUGGUCUCUCCUGUUUUCACGCAAUAAAAUCUGUCCCAUCAUGAAUGUAUCGCAGCCCCUGAUGGACACAAUGGUCACCACUGGAAGUGUCCGGAAGGGUGAUUUGAUUGAAGAUGGAACAGCAAAGAGUGCCACAAAUCACACUCCCUGCACUGAUACCAUUCCCCUACUUGUGGGAAAUCACAGGGAGUGUCCUGAAGUGACAAUAUCACCACCAAGUCAACAGGAGCCUCCGGAUUGUAUUCCAGAGUAGAUUUAUUGAAACAGGACCUAUGAUCCUGGCUGAAUUUAGACUCAUUCCCCGAUGGACUAAUGAAUUGACUUCAAUUAUACAUUUUAGCACAUUUAUUGGAAAUAAAUUCCCUACACCGA